Molecule: messenger RNA, 2779 nt
Organism: Cadophora gregata
Lineage: Eukaryota; Fungi; Ascomycota; Leotiomycetes; Helotiales; Ploettnerulaceae
Exons: 1
Coding region: 551-2233 (560 amino acids)
Source: RefSeq, a predicted model, not a curated record
CUGGAACAUCGAAUCCUCUGCUUGUCAGGCUGAACCACUUUGCAUUUGCACCUCCAGUAAACAGCUUCCCAAGAUGUCUCUUUGCACCAUCUGUGAAAAUCUCCUCUUUUUCAUCUUCUCGGGAAAGUACUCCACAAAUGUAGAGAAGCACGAGACCGAACGGUGGUACCGCUUCCCGUCCCUCAUCGGCUGCCAGCUGUGCGGUAUGAUGGAAGCUGAGAUAAGCAAGGAUUUGAUCGAAAGUGGUCUUGCUAGAAUCAGCUUUGAGGGCACCUGUAAUGUCAUCCAGGGGUUUAUAAAAGAUAUUUUGGUGUUUACCUUUCCGGUAUUCAUGAGCAGGACAGAGAGGGUGCGGGAGACAGGCUUUCUCUAUAGAAACCUGGCUCCUCACCCUUUUGAUUGGUCGACGGCCAAGGCUCUGACAGAGGAGACGGUCUCAAAGUCAUCUAUAGAGUCUGGUGAGAUUGGUGGUCCACCGGACGAAAAUGAGGAUGGUGCGAAAUUCCUCUAUCCUCUAAGAUCGCAGUGCUAAUUCUGGAUAGCACUCACCAUGGCAAUAUACCAGGAGAAGAAAGGGGAGAAGAGAGUGCGACUAGCACGCUCUUGGAUUCAGCGAUGCCACGAUGAACACUACCUUUGUAGACCCCAUCGAUGGCUACAGUUUUCCCCAACGCGACUGAUAGACAUAGAGGCGAGUAGACUCAUCGAAACUCGGCAACUUAGCAGCUCCACCGUGAAGUACGCUGCCUUCACUCACUGCUGGGGUCCUGAUAUGCCAGAAGCGGGAAUGACCAAACUGGAGAAUAUCGAUCUACACAAACACAGCAUCGAUUUCUCCACUCUCCCGAGAUCAUAUAUAGAUGCAGUUCUAGUCGCAAAAGGUCUCUCCAUUCGGUAUAUCUGGAUCGACUCUCUUUGUAUAGUUCAGAAUUCGCUAGAGGAUUGGGAGUUCGAGUCUGCGCAAAUGGGUCUGGUUUACAGCCACGCAUGGUGUACCAUCGCAUCUUCUAGCGCCAGAGGCUGCCAUGAAGGUAUGCGUUUGGUCCGCAAAGAGAUAGAAGCAGCUUGUGACUUCGUCGCACGAGACUCUGAAGAUUGUCGUAUGAAGAUUCGCUUGUUCAAAACACCAAUAACAUGGGAAACAUUCUACCAGAGGAAUCCUCUCAACAAGCGAGGCUGGACAUUUCAAGAGCGAGAGCUCUCGCCUCGUAUUCUACACUUCUCAGAUGAUCAGAUGUGGUGGGAAUGUAGAACGGUGAGAAAACAAGAGGAUAGGCCGCCGGAGCCCAUCCCCCCUUCUCGACGACGCCUACGCCGCAUUGAGAAAGCUGUGGCGAGAGACAAUGUCCGCAGCGCCGUGGUAUAUACCAACGGCUCCGCUGUCAUCGUGAACCAAGAUGUCCAGCUCCGCUGUCUGGACAACAUGCUACAAGUUCCUGUUCCUACUGCCAAUAUUUCCAUCCUACAUAAACUCGUGCUCACUGAGGCGCGGCACAACACCUGGCACCGUGUCAUCGAAGACUACUCCAAGAGAACAUUCAGCAGAAUUACGGAUCGCUUUCCUGCACUAUCGGGUCUAGUAAGUGAGAUACAAGCUGCCCAUGGGGGUGAGUACGUCGCUGGUGCGUGGAGAGAUGAUCUACUUCGCAGUCUGCUCUGGCGACGAGAUCCAAAGUCAGUGAUUCCGCAAAAGACAAUCCGCAGACCACCAGAAUACCGAGCCCCUUCUUGGUCCUGGGCAGCAAUAGAUGAGGCAGUUACCUAUGACCUCGUCACCCUACAUCGCUCGCAAAUCGACCAAACUGCGCCAAUAACAGCCCAAAUAUGCCACAUCAGCCUCGUCCCUAAAGGCUCUGAUCCCAAGGGGCAGCUAAAAGAUGGAUUCAUAUACAUGCGUGGAAAGCUCAAAAUGUACUCUUUCUCCAACAUGUCGAGAAAUAUCCAGUUUCACAUGGAUUUCGAUUCUGAUCAUGACCAUACGUCUCCACCUGGAGAGGUCGACGACAGGAUCUCAAUGUCGAUUGCGCCAUUGUUUCUGCUGAGCAUGUUUGCGAGGACUGCGAUGACAAAGACGCAGGAGCCACUGUUCUCACUGAAUCUUACGGGGUGGGCGCUUGUACUUGUCAUGGUCGUUGAGACGCCGGAGCCGGUAUUUAUGAGAGUUGGGGUGGCGUGUGAUGUCGCUUGUGAGUGGUUUGAAGACGUGGCGGAUGUGACGAUAAAGAUUAUAUGAUAGUGGCUUUGAAGACAGUGUCAAAGCUGCAGUUUUCUCGGCGGUGCGUUAAGUAUUUUUUAAGUGAUUCUCAACUUUCAUGCUACGGGAACGGAGCGCUCGGCAGGGAAAGUAACUAGUAAACAUCGGCUAGAUUGUAAGCGAAGCAAGCCAAAGCUCAAGCGUUUUUCCUACGAGGGCACGAAAUGCAUUUCCAGGAUAAAUGUUUUCAAACGGCAUGAACAAUUUUACUCAAAAUCACCUGCCGUGUUAUUAUGAAGCAUUCUAACCUCGCAAACAAAGGCCCGGGCUUUAUUGACGAAUAGAUUUGAAAACUCGGAGCUUUUGGCCCCGUCUUUGUUUGUCGUUGGAGCUGAUCGUUGCUGAUACUCGCCUGUCUUUGUUACUUCCCAUAAGUGCAUUGUCUGAAGUAUUGUUGAGUGUUUAUUGAUUGUUCUACUGUUGAAUUGAGCUGUACUUAAGCUAGUCAUGAUAUAUCACUGUUCUUGGUGGGUACAUAAAUCGUCCAUUGUAUUUUCAAGUUAUGAGUGCUCAAGUACAAUCCCC